AUGAUCAAGCAAGUCCCUGAAGGAAUGGAAAACCUGGUGAGUCUCGAGCAUCUAAAUCUGGAUCAGUCAAAGAACCUAAAUGAGAUCCCGAAUGGAGUACUUUCAAGACUCUGUUGUCUUCAAGACUUGAUCGUCGGUGAAACUCUGAUAAAUGGAAAGGAGGUUGGUGGAUUGAAGAAACUGCAGGGAACUCUUGAAGGGAGUGUUCUCCCCAAACUGUGUGCCGCUAAAUUUACAGAGCUUAGAGUUGGUGGGUGUAGGCAAUUGGAGGAAAUAAUAACAUCAGAAGUUGAACCGGAGGAAAGUGGAAUGGUUAUCACGGAGUUUCAUCUUCCACAAUUACGGCUAUUGUCGUUGAGUGAUCUACCGGAAUUGAAGAGCAUUUGCAGUGCUGGUGGAGUACUGGUUUGUGAUUCUCUUGACAAAAUUGGGAUUGUAGACUGUCCAAAAUUAAAGAGGACGGGUCUUAAUCUUCCCAAACUUGAUAAUGUCCCACCAUCUGCAUCUGCAAAUUUCUAUCUUUCAGUUCGGAUAAGACCAAAGGAGUGGUGGGAAUCAGUGGAAUGGGAUGGUCCCCAACCCAAGUCUCUUUUCGACCCCUUCGUGAGAUUUUGCCAUGGACUUGUCCUGAAUAAGAUAGAUAAACACUUGGACAAUCAUAGAAGCUUUGAUCAGCGAAUGAAGGACCUUAAAAGGAAAUUAAAGGAAUUGAAUGGUCUUAAGGAAGAUACAGAAUCUAUUAUUAGAACAGAGCUGCAGCCAAGAAAGAAACUCAAGGCUGAAGUCCAGAUAUGGUUGGAAAAUGUUGAAAGAAUCAAUGGUGACGUACAAGACCUUGAUGGAAGAAUUGGUGAAAGCAGUGCUCUUACACGUGGAUUUCACGGAGAAGAUGUGUUAAAGAGUAUAAAGGAAGCUUCUGAACUUAUUACUCAACACGGUAAAUUUCAUGGAGGUUUGGUGGUUGACAAUCCUCAAUGGAUCGGACAAGUUUUGUCGACAACAAAUUUAUCAGGUGAAGCUGUAAAGGUAUGCGUUGAAGAUAUCUGGCAUUGCUUGAUGGAUGACGAAGUUCAAAAGAUUGGAGUUUGGGGGAUGGGUGGCGUUGGGAAAACAAGCAUCAUGAAGGUUAUAAACAACCAACUCUUAAAAGAGACCGAAAAAUUCGAUACUGUGAUUUGGAUCACUGUAUCCAAGGAGAUGAGUAUUUCUAAACUGCAGAAAGACAUUGCUAGUAAAAUUGGAGUAGAAUUUUACGGUGAUGAAGAUGAAACAACGAGGGCAGGGAUUCUCUUUGAAACAUUGUCUCAAAAGAGUAGGUUUGUGAUGAUCUUGGAUGACCUAUGGGAGAAGGUUUACCUUGAGAGAAUAGGAAUUCCUGAGUCGUACUUGAAUGGGAUUAAAUUAGUGUUGACAACAGAUCAGCCGAUGUGUGUCGACAAGUGGGUUGUAGAGUUAUUAAAGUGA
This is a messenger RNA of Hibiscus syriacus, 1464 nucleotides long. Its product is annotated as probable disease resistance protein At4g14610. The record is from RefSeq and is a predicted model, not a curated record. Gene Ontology annotation, molecular function: ADP binding. The transcript has 3 exons. Bases 1 to 1464 code for a protein of 487 amino acids. Lineage: Eukaryota; Viridiplantae; Streptophyta; Magnoliopsida; Malvales; Malvaceae.